This is a messenger RNA of Paramecium sonneborni, 1615 nucleotides long. NCBI's taxonomy places the organism in Eukaryota, Ciliophora, Oligohymenophorea, Peniculida, Parameciidae. The record is from the annotation of a GenBank genome assembly.
CAUCUAGUAAUUUAUUUAUGCAAACUAGAAAUUGGGAAAGCAAGAAACUACUAUUAGAAAAUCUAAAUCGAAAAAAGGAAUUAAGUAAAUGGAUUAUAAAGUAUAUUUAUAAGAUAAACAAAAAAGUGUCCAGUAGGUAUCGGAAACUAAUCGAAAUUUUUUCUCUAAUUUUUCAACCUUCUAUGAACAAUAUCAAGAUAAGCAAAUUCCAUCUAUAGAGUAUUAAGCUUAUAUAUUUAGAUUUUUAUAAGAAUAAUUCCAUAUACAAGAACUUUUUACAAAUCAAUAAAUAUAUGAGUUGUAAGAAGAAUUGUCAAAAUAAUGGAUUAUAAGAGUAAAAAAAAAUUGGACUGAUGAAGAUAAAUAAAUAUUAAUAUGGAUUGUAUUGAAAAUCUGUUCAAGAGAUGGAAUUCAUAUUAGAAAAAUUGUAUAACAUUUGUUUAUGAGCAUAGCCAACUUAAGUAUGGGAAGAAGUAGUACAAUUAAUAAGUAGAAGGACUGUUGAGUAAUGUAAGAAUAAAUGGAAUGAUCUAUUGAAGUUAUCUUUGUAACAAAUACCUUGGACAUAAGAAUAAGAUGAAUAUUUAAUAUAAUUGAUUAAGUAAAACAAUUAUAAUCUUUUAGUUAAAGCAAAGAGGAAGGAAUGUAAAAUAAAUGGUGUAAUUUAGCAAACUUGUUAAAUUUGUAAUUCAAAGAUUCUCCAAGAACAGGAAAAUAAUGUAGAGAAAGAUGGAAUAAUCAUCUUAAUCCUGAUAUCAAUAGACAUCCCUGGAGUAUUGAAGAAGAUAUUGAAUUAUUAGAAUUAGUUAAAAAAAAACAAAAGAAAUGGGCAUUCAUAUCUAAAAUUUUAAAAUCAAAAAGAAGUGAAAAUGCUGUCAAGAAUCGUUAUAAUUGCUUAUUGAAAAAAAAUAACUGUUCAUAAAUUAAUACUUUAAUUGAUAUUUUGAAAAAAAGAUAUUAAUCUGAAAAUCCAUCUCUCCCUUUGUAAACACUUAAGAGAAAUAAAAUUAUUCAUGCCAAUUAAAGUACAAAUUUUAAUUUAAUUUUAAUUAAGCUUUAACACCAUAAACACAAAAAGUUAUUAAAACUAAUGAGUAUACCAUCUAAUCAUUUGAUUUAGCUGAUGGAAAUUAACUUAAAUAACUAGUUCCUGCUUUUUAUGAUUCUAAAACUUAAACUUUAUUUAUAAGCAAUAAAAAUCAACUCAUCUCUUUUUUAAGUAAUCAAAUGAUUAAAAUUGAAAGUGAAUGCAAUAUAUAAAAUUUUGAUCAAAACAAUUAAUAACAUGAAUUCUCUAAUCAAAUGAGUGGGUUAUUAAAUUUGGUAGAUUCAACAAACUUUGCUAAAUAUGUACCUGGUGUUUUUGCAAACUAAUAGCAACCUAAUUAAUAAGAAAAAAAGUAUUUUUAAUAUUUAAUUUAAUUCAAGAUCAUAAUUCAAUAUUCCAGGUGUACAAAUAGAAUAAGCUAAUUCAGAAAAACUAAUUGAAAAUAAACUUCGUAGCACUUUCUCAUUUUUUUCUUCAAAAUUAAAUGAUACUCUAUUAAAUUCCAAAGCUAGAAGUUCUAUUGAGUAAGAAGAUAAUAAUCAUUCAAAAAUAAGCAGUUUUAAAUGA